Amphiprion ocellaris (clown anemonefish) is the source of this 1731-nucleotide messenger RNA. RefSeq names its product transmembrane emp24 domain-containing protein 1-like. The transcript has 4 exons. NCBI's taxonomy places the organism in Eukaryota, Metazoa, Chordata, Actinopteri, Pomacentridae. Bases 168 to 863 code for a protein of 231 amino acids. Gene Ontology annotation, cellular component: endoplasmic reticulum-Golgi intermediate compartment; Golgi apparatus; endoplasmic reticulum. Gene Ontology annotation, biological process: intracellular protein transport; Golgi organization; endoplasmic reticulum to Golgi vesicle-mediated transport. The record is from RefSeq and is a predicted model, not a curated record.
GACUGCAGAGCGCUAUUGGACACAGACAGUGGCUCCACUCAUUCAACUUUGAAUAAGGAAACUCAUAUUGACAGCAAGCAGUUACAGAUAUACAGAAAAUUUGCUGCAUUGUGAGUGUGACACAGUAGAAAGUUGCCCAGAGCUGGUGGAAGUGGAUUGAAUGGACUAUGCACUGUGAACUCAGCAUGAUUACUGCGUCUGCACAGCUCUGUUUGCUGGUAUGUUUAACUCUGACUGCAGGCUUGACUUUGGGUUUGGGGUCAAAUCAAGAUGUGGAAUUCACCUUUCUACUACCCGCUGGCAGUACAGAGUGCUUCUACCAAACUACCGCAAGGAAUGACAGCAUGGAAGUUGAAUACCAGGUGAUAGCAGGGUCAAGUCUGGCUGUUGGGUUUGUCCUCAUCUCACCCAGCGGAUACCAGCUGGUUUCUGACCACAGGAGUUCAGAGGGCAUCCACACGGUGGAACCCACAGAGGAUGGAGACUACCGGCUGUGUUUUGACAACAGCUUCAGCAAGCUGUCAGAGAAGAUGGUGUUCUUUGAGGUGAUCAUUAAUAGUCAGAGCGGCACAGGUGGAGGCCAGGAGGAGUGGGCGGACAUUGCUAUGACAGAGAGCAUGGUGGAGUACAAACUGGACGACAUCAGGGCAAGUAUAGAUUCUGUGCAUCGGCACCUGGAGAAAAGCCGUCAGGUCCAGGCUGUGCUGCGGGCCUUUGAGGCGAGGGACCGCUACCUUCUGGAGGACAACCUGUGGCGAGUGUCCUUCUGGUCCUGCCUAAACCUGUUUGUCAUGCUCACUGUUGCCGUCACCCAGGUUUACAUGUUAAGAUGCUUUUUUGACACUAAGCGGGUCAGAACAUAGCAAUUAUUGUAUCAUCUUCAGCCAUCACAGUGCAGAACCUGAAAGGCCUCACAUAUUAAACAGAAAACAAUCCACUGACGUGUGCUUUGUGAGCUGAAUUUAAACAGAUGCUUCACAGUUUUUUUGAAAAAACUAGUUCUUGCACUCUUUUUGCUUUUUUCCUCUAUUGCAGCCAAAAACCGCUUGAUUUGAUAUUUUGUGAAUUCCACUUUCUGCUUCAUAUCAACCCCUAAAAUCACAUUUACAUUACUGUAACAAGUGCAUACAGACACACAUUGUAUAUACAUAAUUAUGUACAAAACACUUGCACUAUUCGUAAUAAUGUAAUUAUGGAAGGUAGGAAGCCACAGAUGUUUUCUCUCGAAUGUUGGUUUAUUGAAUUUCAUGACACUCAUUUAUAAAACUCUAGGCUAUGUUUUAUCAAAUCAGCAGCCAAGCAAACCAAAAUAAGAUUCCUUUGCUGAGCUACAGACUGUUUAAAAAAACAAUCACAUUUAAAAUAUUUACUGUGACAAAAACACACAUAUUUGCACAAAAAUAAUCUCCCUGAUGGAUUUCUCCAUUUGGAGGUUAAAUAGGCCAAAAACAACAAUGUCAUGCGAAUGGCUAAGUUAGUUAUGGCUAAGACAUUACUGCAGUUUUUUUGCCAUUAAUUGAAUGCAUCACACUUGAUUCGUGCAGCUGCACUUUGUUGUACAAACACAAUAUGCAGUAGAAAAAAGCACAAUCCAAUCACUACCAUCGUGCUUUCAACCAUCAUUAACAUUUUCUGUCAUAAAUUAUUUCCAGUGGAGGUUUUUUUCUUUGUAAUUACCCAACAGAAACAUGUCAAAAUGCAAAUAAAGAAAAUCUCCUUUUGUGUCUUAAA